CCGUCAUUUGCAUUCUCCAUUACUACUACGCCUAUCUUACUCUGAAUCACCACUUCACCACUAGAGCUUUAAUUAGUUUCCGGCGAUCCAGAAAUGGCUUCUCUGACAGCAUCCACUGCGGCUGCCUCGCUUGGUGUGUCGGAAAUGCUCGGAAACCCUCUCAAUUUCAGUGGUGCCGCCAGGGCAUCAGCUCCAACGGCCUCUAGCCCGGCCACCUUCAAGACUGUUGCUCUUUUCUCCAGGAAGAAGGCUGCACCGCCUCCCAAGUCAAAGCCUGCUGCUGUUUCUUCGGUCGACGAGGAGCUCGCCAAGUGGUAUGGUCCUGACAGAAGAAUUUUCUUACCGGAGGGCCUCUUGGACCGAUCCGAGAUCCCGGAGUACUUGACAGGAGAAGUUCCAGGAGACUAUGGUUAUGAUCCUUUUGGGCUUAGCAAGAAGCCAGAGGACUUCAGCAAAUAUCAGGCGUAUGAGUUGAUUCACGGCCGCUGGGCAAUGCUUGGUGCGGCCGGAUUCAUUAUCCCAGAGGCCUUCAACAAAUUUGGUGCUAACUGUGGCCCUGAGGCUGUCUGGUUCAAGACAGGAGCACUACUCCUUGAUGGGAACACCUUGAAUUACUUUGGGAAGAACAUCCCCAUCAAUCUUGUUCUUGCUGUCGUUGCUGAGGUUGUUCUUGUUGGUGGUGCAGAGUACUACAGAAUUAUCAAUGGCUUGGAUUUGGACGACAAGCUUCACCCAGGUGGACCUUUUGAUCCACUGGGGCUUGCAAACGACCCUGACCAGGCUGCAAUUCUAAAGGUGAAGGAGAUUAAGAAUGGCAGACUUGCAAUGUUUUCUAUGUUGGGUUUCUUCAUUCAAGCUUAUGUCACCGGAGAAGGUCCAGUGGAAAACCUUGCAAAACAUCUCAGUGAUCCUUUUGGCAACAACUUGCUCACAGUCAUAGCUGGAUCUGCGGAAAGAGCUCCAACCCUGUGAUUUGAAGCCUCCUCCUCCUCUCCAUUAAGAAUCGUAAAUGUGCAUUGUACAUGUCAAUGAGACGUUCUUAAGGCAUUUGACUUCCAUCCGUGAAAUUGAAAGUCCCACUGUUUUAAUUUACAGAGACCUAGCACUAUUCAGUAUUCACCUAUGGUUAUAACAUGAAAACUAUUUUCUCCAAGCCA
This is a messenger RNA of Carya illinoinensis, 1157 nucleotides long. RefSeq names its product chlorophyll a-b binding protein CP26, chloroplastic-like. The transcript is spliced from 6 exons. Bases 94 to 972 code for a protein of 292 amino acids. The record is from RefSeq and is a predicted model, not a curated record. Gene Ontology annotation, biological process: photosynthesis, light harvesting in photosystem I; response to light stimulus. Gene Ontology annotation, cellular component: chloroplast thylakoid membrane; plastoglobule. NCBI's taxonomy places the organism in Eukaryota, Viridiplantae, Streptophyta, Magnoliopsida, Fagales, Juglandaceae.